Molecule: messenger RNA, 6850 nt
Organism: Myripristis murdjan (pinecone soldierfish)
Lineage: Eukaryota; Metazoa; Chordata; Actinopteri; Holocentriformes; Holocentridae
Gene: katnip
Product: katanin interacting protein
Exons: 29
Coding region: 195-5189 (1664 amino acids)
Source: RefSeq, a predicted model, not a curated record
GGCUAUCCUGGUAACCAACCAACACCAACAACACACAGGGCACAUGAGCGCUCACAGAAUAACGGCAUUAUCAUACAGCUAAUAACACCAAAGUGUGUGUGUUACCAGUAUGACAUGCAGUGCUGAGCGAAUACACAGGUGCCAAUGGAAACGGUGAGGGAUGGUCGGCCCUCCAAAAUAUGGAAUAGGGUCAUAUGAGCACCAUCAUCUGCAGCCCCACAAUGGAUAAGGAUAGUAAGAGGUGCCAAGGAGGGAAGCUUACCUCUGCUGUGGAGGAGACUCUGGAUGAAUAUUUAAUUGCCCUCCAGCACAAAAACAGGAUCCUAAAGCGCCUUAAAGUCAAAGAUCCCAGGGAGAUAGAAUUGGAGCAACUGGAGCAGGGGUUUUCCAUUUAUCUUAACGGAGCAAACGCUGAAGCCUGCAGCAAGCAGCCCAAGCGGUCCAACCACAAGUCUCUCACCUCCCCACCUGCUUGGAGGCCUGCACACACAGCUGAUGCCUCUAGAAGUGGUGCCCACCAGCUAGCUGAGGAUAGCCGUGAUCUGGAGAAGGCCCACAAACAGAGGAGCAGCACUGCCCCAGGAAAAGUCCAGAGGAGAGAAUGGGUGCAGGAUUCUUUCAGAAUUCGAACAGAGGAAGGACCAAGUUUGCAAGUAUCCCCGGAGAAACGUUACUCUGAUGAUUUUGAGCCUAAUGAAAGCAUAGACAUGGAGAGCUCCAGCCCGCGUUCUCCCCGCAGUCCCUGCUCCCCGAGGGACACCUGCAAGGUGUCACGCUCCUUCAGCUCCAGGGCAGAGAGCCGGGGAGGCCAAGUGAAUCUGGAGCACAGUGAGAAGGUGCUGCUCAACCUUGAGGAGGUGAAGGUUUUGCGUCGGAGCCUGGAGGUUAGCAUGCAUCGGAGCAGCCGUGGCUCAGCAGGGGAGGAGUCAGAUGAGGAGUGGGUGGAGGAGCAGAUUGAGAGGGAGGAGAGCACUGAGAGUCUGGAGGAGCUGGGGCUGCCUCCCUCUUCCACCAAGACCACCUCCGUCCCCUCCCCUUCCCAUCACCACACUCGACCCAGCAGCUCCCAUAGCUUCGAUUCCACAAACCUCAUUGUGCUGGACUUCGGACCCUCACCUAAAGGUCGUAAGAUUGAGCGCUCUCUGUCCGCCAAGAGGAAAGACAGCAUUGAGACGUACAUACCCACCAAGCCCAUGUUGGUGAAAAGUAAAACAUUAGACAGGCCGCCUUCAAAGGACAGCAGGGAUGGUCAGAGGGCAAGGAGUCGGCUAGAGAGGCCCCUAUCAGCAGUCAGGAAGGCUUCCAUGGAAGAGCGGGACCCAGAGGAGAUGGUUUGCAGGGUGCAGCAGGCCAUCCAGAGAGAGAACAGCCUCCUGCGGAGCCCGGAGCCCUUCAGCCGUCCCACGGGUAGAGGACACCAGAUGAUGAAUGGUUCACUGCAUGACAGCAGCCGUGACAAGGAUGAGAACAGUGUCAACAAAGCCAUGCAGAGAAUCACACUCAUGGGCCCCAGGCAACAACAGAAACUACUUAAAGCCUUGGAGAAACUUGAAGCAAGCCCCAGCUACGACAUCCCUCCAUCUGUCAAAACGGACAACAGCAAACAGCCGAGAAAGCAAUCCUUGGCUGAGGUGACACCUGCUCUGUAUGUUACCAUGGAAAUCCUGUCAAACUGGGGGAACGCUUUGCAGGUGGGCCUGACUGAGUUGCAGUUCUUCUGCCACAAGAACAAGAAGGUGUACGUGUCGCCUCACGACCUGGACAUCAGGAACACCGACUAUCCCGGGAAUCUGGGGGCGCUUGUCAACGGCAAGACAAAGACCACCAAGGAGCGUCACAUGUGGACGUGUCCAUUUCACCCUCCCAUCCAGCUGUACUUUGUCAUCAGGAACACGGAGUACUCCUUAGACUUUGGAAUAUCCCGCAUCAAAAUCUGGAACUACAACAGAAGCCUCAAUGACCUGGACAUUGGUGCACGACAUGUAAAACUGUACCUCAACAGCACGUUGGUGUUCGAGGGCGAGCUAGAGAAGGGCUGUGGCAACCAGGUUUUUGACUACAGCACCACCAUUGACCUCCAGGCGUUUCAGGUCUGUGAAUCCUUCUCUUCUAGCCCUGUGUCUUCAGGCCACAAUCUGCGGGGUGCAAGCCCCCAGCGCCAUGAUGACAGGAAGGGUCUGGAGGGCUGCAGCACCCAGCUAGACUGCAGUUCCAGUACCCGGCCAUCAGAGGUGCGAGGCCAGGCUAGGACAGACAUGCAGCAGGACAAAUCACAUGCACCGUUGCCACCCAUCACCCCCUCACCAGCGCCAGUCUCAUCUUCCACCCUGCGCUCCUUCAUUCAGAGGAGUUCAUUUGAACUGCCUGCAUCAGAAGAACCCCUCUCUCUCAGGCAGCAGCUGGAGCAGCCAGUCCAGCUUCCAGCACCCAUGGAGCAGACAGUCACCACCCAGCCCUCCUCAUCCCGGGUGGCCCCCCAGUGGCUGCAACCCUUGAACAGGGGAGCCCCUGAGGGCAGUGAGGCCAGCAGGGAGAGGGAGAGGCCCCGCUGGUUGGUGCCUCAGCCCUCUGUGGAGCCCAAAGCCCCCACAGCCUCGUCCUCUUCAAUGCUCCCGGAGCUUCCAUGCAACCCAGGCCGGGUGUGCAGAGGGGUGGAGCGGACAGUGAAUGGGGGUCAGUGGAAAGGCGACUCUUUGGAUCUGAGCUGCGACCUGCUGGAGGAACUUGGGGAGCAAAUGCCAGACAGGCCCAUCAGUGGACGCAGGAGCUCAGUCCGAAACUCUGCGAUCACUGCCAGACAGAUGGAGGAGCAACACUUUGGAGCUGCUGCGUUCUCAAACACUGUAGCUCAUGAAGGUUCUGUGUUUGUGCAUUCCCCAGAGGUGCCAAUGUCAUUGGUAACCACAAGCAGAAGGCAGUGCACCCCUCGGGCACAGCUACACAGCCAACAGGAUGACACCCUCAUGGAGUCCUGGGACUCCCUCACCAAAUUCAACCAGUGCCAGCGUGGACGCAUCUCAAACAUGGGCUUCGAGGGUGACAUCUUUGAUGAGUUCCUACAGCGCCAAGGCCACGGCCCACCUGCAGCUCUAGUAAAUCCCUCCACAACACCCAGGAGCCCCCUUUCCCACCAGGCAGGCCUGUGUGAAGACCCUGAAGAUGAUCCAUCCACAGAGCGGGAAGAAGAGUUUGAGAUCCCGGUGCUGCCCCAGGGCCAGAGGCUGGUCAUCAACAUCCUGUCCACCUGGGGCGACCGCCACUACGUUGGCCUCAACGGUCUGGAGGUGUUCAGUUCCAGUGGAGAGCCACUCCGACCCGCCCACAUCCGUGCUGAUCCCCCAGACAUUAACAUUCUCCCAGCUUAUGGUAAGGACCCCCGCGUAGUUUCCAACUUGAUCGAUGGGGUUAACCGCACCCAGGACGACAUGCAUCUCUGGCUGGCCCCUUUCACUCCUGGUCGCAGCCAUGUCAUCUUCCUGGACUUUGGAGCUAGCCACAAGGUAGCCAUGAUCCGUGUGUGGAACUACAAUAAAUCGCGCAUCCACUCGUUCCGAGGAGUGAAGGAAGUGGAGAUGCUACUGGAUGGAAAGUGCAUCUUCAGGGGCGAGAUUGCCAAGGCCUCAGGGACACUGUCUGGAGGACUGGACCAAUUUGGGGACACGAUCCUGUUCACCACUGAUGAUGAAAUCCUGGAGGCCAUGUCUCGUUAUGAUGAAACUUUCCAAAGCGAUGGUGAGGGGCCCGAGAACCUUGUGUAUGAGGAGGAGCUGCAGAGACCCCGCACUGCUGAUGGAGAGGGAGAGGAAAGACCCUUCACACAGGCUGGCUUCAGAGAGGAAGACCUCACUCUGAAACUCCACCUCAACCCGGCUGUGAGCCAAACAGAGAACACUGAACAAAUCCCUGGGAUGUACACUGGAAAGUGCCUUAGACUUGAGCUGGUGCUGACGUGGGGUGACUCCCACUACCUGGGUCUGACAGGCUUGGAGGUGGUGGGAAAAGAGGGUGAGAGUUUACCUUUGGACCUCAGUAUGAUGGCUGCCUCGCCCAGGGACCUCAACGACCUGCCUGAUUAUGGACAUGACCCGCGCACACUUGAUAAGCUUAUAGACGGUCACAACAUCACCACAGAUGACCAGCACAUGUGGCUGAUCCCCUUCUCCUAUGGAGAGCCGCACACUUUGACUGUCACCUUCAACAAAGCCCAGACCAUUGCAGGACUCCGUAUCUGGAACUACAACAAAUCCCCAGAGGACUCGUACAGAGGGGUGAAGGUGAUUCACCUGUUCCUGGACGAUGUUGCCAUCUCCCCAGUGGAGGGUUUCCUCAUCAGGAAAGGGCCAGGCAACUGCCAUUUUGACUUUGCCCAGGAGAUCCUCUUCAUAGACUUCCUCCAGACGCCUACUGACAGCAGGAGUGCCGAGGACUUCUCACACAAAGGAGGUUCUAAGAAACAAGAGCAGGCCAGCAUGGACUAUGAAGCUCCCAUCAUGCCUUGUGGAUUUAUCUUCCAGCUGCAGCUGUUAACAACCUGGGGAGACCCUUACUACAUCGGCCUCAAUGGCCUUGAGUUCUACGACCAGAAUCACAAGAAGAUGAAUCUCAGUGACAACAACAUCGCCGCUUUCCCCGACAGCGUGAACGUACUGGACAGUGUGAACGGUGAUGUGAGGACUCCAGAUAAACUGGUAGAUGGAAUUAACAACACCCACGAUGGAAGGCACAUGUGGCUGGCCCCAGUGCUUCCUGGACUGGUGAACCGUGUGUACGUCAUAUUUGACCAGCCAGUGACCGUGUCCAUGAUCAAGCUGUGGAACUACUCCAAGACACCACAGAGAGGAGUGAAGGAGUUUGGGCUGCUCGUGGAUGACCUCCUGGUGUACAACGGCAUCUUGGACAGUGUGAGCCACGUGGUGCGAGGCAUUCUGCCUACCUGUGACCCAGUAGUGCCCUACCACACCAUCCUCUUCACUGACAACGCCUACAUCGCCCACCGUGAGAGGAACACAGUCAUCAGCCCCCGUGGCAGCAGACACCACCUACAUAAUUAUGUAGAGGACCAGGAUGUGAAGAUGACAAAUGAAAAUCAGAUCGUCCAUCACAACAAGAAGAAGCAGACAGCAGAUCCAGCUCUCCGGCCUAAAACCUGUAUGACUGACACUGGGAAGCAAGGAAAAAGGAGGUACUGACUGAUGAACUGACAAACAUGGAAACAAGUCACACCGCUCAUUAAAGGGAGGAGACUUGAAGGGGAGUGACUGUUUUAGCCCACUUUCUGGUGGGUGACCUCUGGGCCAUGAGCCUCCCUUACAAAAACAAUCCCAAAGUGCUCCAUCAGCCACUCUCCACGGUUCCAAAUUGCAGCCUGGUAGUGCAAUGCUUUUGGGUGACGAGGUCCCCACUGAAGAGGCCAGCUCUCACACAACAGAAAGGGUUUGCGCACACCCACAGGAUUCCACUUUAUGGUUGGAUUACUUCCCUGUCCCUCACCAUGUAGACACACCCACAGAUAUAUAUACAUGUUAUCCAGAACACAUAUAGUCGCCCCUGUUCUCCCUCCCACAGUGCCAGGGUAAACCUGUGAGGCUGCCGUCCGUCAGCCCUAUUAUUGUGCCUAGUUUCAAUUACUAUAUCUGUGGCUGCUACUUGUGACUUUUGUGCUGCGUACUUAAAAUGCUGCUUGUGGCGCUUAGAUACUCAAAGAGAGGCUCCAGGGCCACACGACUACACUCUCACGUCGGGAUGUGGUCCACGCUACAUUUGAGUUUUAUCCAGAUAUGAGCCUAGUCAAUUUAUGAUAGCCCCUGGCCUAAUGGCUAUGAAAACUGACUAACACACCCGCCGGUGUGCACCAAACAAAUCAGAAUGCUAUGCAGACACUAAUUUAUAUCUCUUAAUCAUUUAUAACAUAUUACAGAUAUAAUAUAUUGCAAAGCCUAAUGGUUUUAUUUGGAGCAAGUGGUUCUAAAGAGAUUUUCACCUUUAGAGGAUUUAUAUUGGUGGCUGAAGUGGUGUAAAGUACAACAGGCAGAUUUUUGUACAUUUUACCUAGAUAAAAAAUAAAGACUACAUCUGUACUAGGCAACGCUGGCUAUUCAGACUUGCUUCUUGAGUAUAUAUUUGGCACGCCUGGAUUACGUAUCACUGUUUUUUCCAAGUACAACCUUUUUUCUGCUCAGCAUCAGGUAGAAAGACUUGUUUGCUGUCCAAGUGACCUUUAUUGAAGUUGCUGUGGGGGACAGAUUUUUUGGAGACAAACAUUUCUUGAAACUGUAAAGCAGUUUCACUAACUUGAGUAGAGGGAGAAAGGGGAAAAAACUUGUUUUGUUUGGACUCUGAGUAGCUAACAGACAAUUUCUAAUAUGCAAACACUGUUAACAUACCUCAAAUGGAGAAGAAUGAUCUUCAAAAAGGGACAAAAUAUGGUUCUACCUUCACUGUAAUACCUAGUAGUUGGUGUUGUACAAACUAUAUUCUGUAUUAUUUUGUUGCAUGGGACAGACUCCUCAGCACUGGCUAAGGUGACCAACUUAAAAUGUUAGACAGUUGUGUUUUGAGAAGAUUUACUGCUUCAUUGAGCCACACUAUAACCUGUUUCAUACUGUAAGUCCUUACGUACAAUUUUAGUAAUCUAAUUGUAUAUGAAAUGCAGUUUUAUGUAUUUUAUUUCAAUAUGUCCGACAGCAACAAUAGUCAUUACUCUGUUUCGCAGUCCUGCUGUGUGUGGUGGUGGCUAUUAUUGUGUUCGACAUUCUGUGUAUAAAAUAUUUAAUUAUUUUUCUAACCUUGUUUAAAUAUGUGUAUAUUUGAUGUAGGUAUAUUUGAAUAAAUAAAAAGAAAAAGGCCUCUA